AUGUUACGGUUAUCGGUAGUACGAGUACAGCGCCUCAUACAAUUUGGACUGCUGAUAGUCGUUUGUCUUGGGGCUGCCAUCGUCGACGAAGAAGAGAUGGUGUUUGAUUUGUCUUCACUUGGUGAAGGAAUUUACAACUUGAGAAAUAAGAGCACAAGUCAAAAAUCUGGCUACGACGGGGUGGACAUCUCCGAGUGGGAAGAUCGAAAUCCAGAAGAAAUGGGAAUCUAUAUAGAAGGCGACAUUUAUCAACCAUUUGUACCGAAGAACGCAGUAAAAUUCAAAAGUAAAAAGUGGCAAAAGGCAACGAUUCCCUACGUGAUUAGUGACGAUUUUAGUCCGUCUGAGGUGCAAAAAAUUCGCAAUGCAUUUCAGAUUUUUCAAAAAAAGACGUGUAUCCGAUUUGUUCCAAGAUCGAAACAACUGGACUACAUCUCAAUCGAAACUUCCACCAGCGGAUGCUGGUCCACCGUUGGUCGAGCCGGUGGAAAACAAGUUCUCAACCUCCAGCGUAAUGCCUGCAUUCGUCGAACGGGCACGAUUCUACAUGAAUUGAUGCACGUUUUGGGAUUCUUUCACGAGCAUACCCGUCACGAUAGGGACAACUAUGUGUCCGUUAAUGUUAGAAAUAUAAAACCUGAUUCCAUGGGAAAUUUCCGAAAAGAACUACAGGAUAGAACUACAACACAUGGAAUACCAUAUGAUUUGGGCAGUGUGAUGCACUAUUCUUCGACAGCAUUCAGUCGGAAUGGAAAUCCCACUAUUGAACCAAAGGUUAAAUUUGCAGGAAAAAUUGGACAGCGUUACGGAUUUUCUGCUAAGGAUAUACAAAGCAUAAACAUCAUGUAUUGCUAA
Messenger RNA from Sabethes cyaneus, 855 nucleotides. RefSeq names its product hatching enzyme 1.2-like. Bases 1 to 855 code for a protein of 284 amino acids. The transcript is spliced from 3 exons. Gene Ontology annotation, molecular function: metalloendopeptidase activity; zinc ion binding. Gene Ontology annotation, biological process: proteolysis. NCBI's taxonomy places the organism in Eukaryota, Metazoa, Arthropoda, Insecta, Diptera, Culicidae. The record is from RefSeq and is a predicted model, not a curated record.